GUUGUCUCUCCUUGAGGAUUUUCUUGGUGGUGCAGCCUGUACCCCAUCACUCUUCGGGGAUUCACUGUUUGAUCUCUCCUACAGUGAAUCUGAUGGGAACCCCAGCACGGAGGACGAGUCCAGCCACGGUCCUGAAGAAACGGAAGCAGCUGGGGGACUGUCCACCAGCCACGAAGGGGUCUCCGCCCCCAGCAGCCUGUUCCUGCCAGCUGCCUGCUCCAGUGCCUCUUCCAUCCUCCUGAAUGGGAACUUCAUCACUGCUAGCUCUCCCCCCACCAUGCUCCUUAAUGGGGGCUCUGUGAUCCAGACUCCCACCGGAGGGGUCAUCCUCAACGGGUUGACUCUAGGGGAGAACCAAACCAUCACCCUCAGUCCCAUGGCAGCACCCAGCCCGCCCAUCCUCCUGAACGGCUCCACCAGUCUGCUGAGCCCCAAGGCCCCCAACAACCAGGAGAUCAGCAAAGCCCCCCAGGAGAGCCUCUCGCCAGCCACAGUCAUCCUCAGCCCAGCUGCCCUCCAGGGAGAGGUGAAGUCAGAAACCGCUGACCCGCUGGCGUUUGGCGUGGAAAUGAAAUCCGAGGAUGGCCGGGGGGCAGCUCUUCCGCCCCUCCUGUCUCUCCCAGAUACCUCCACGCUCCUCUCCGGGCGCAAGGGGGCACUCUUGGCUGCUCUGCCCUUGCCUCAAGUCGUUCCUUCAAAUGAAGAAAGCCCCACUGCCCCCCAGUUGCCCGCAGCCCCUCAACCGGCAGCCCCCACCAGUCCUCAGAUUGUCCCUCUUGCUAAACUGAUCCCUGUGGGUCAAGCUCUGCCCACUUCCCAGGGGACAGGGGCAGCAGUGGGCAGCGGGCAGGGGUCCCCAGCGGCCCUGUCUCCUGCUGUCACCACCACACCCCUGCUCUCUGUCCCUGGGUCCUCUGCAGCCCAGGCCACGGUCCUCCAUGUUUCUGCCCCAUCCCUUCUCCCUCUCACCCAGGUAUCACCCCCUUCCCAGGUUGUCCCUCUGUCCCAACCAGUUCCAGGAACUCAGUUGCUGUCCCCCCCUCAGAUGGUGCCUGUGUCUCCCACCCAGAUCUAUACGGUAUCCCACGGGGCUCCACCUCCACAGCUGGUCUCCAUUCCUCAGGUGGCACAAGGCUCCCAGCUUAUCUCCUUGCCCCAGGUGGUGCCCACCUCUCAGGUGGUGACUCUGCAGCAGGGCGUGGGCAACCCCAUCCAGAUACUGACAAGCGCCGCCCCCAUCAAGGUGGGCCCCGUGGCCGGGACCCCGCAAGCCACGGUGGCCACCGGAGGCCUCGGCCAGAACAACGUCCAUCUCCUCAACACUGGCGUAGGCGUCACGGCACUACAGCUUCCAGGCACAGCGCCAGGUAACAUUCUCCUGGCCAACCCAGCCACCGGCAAUGGCACCAUCGUCGCUGGCAUGGCCGUACAGCAAGGCAAGGUCAUCCUCACGGCCACCCUCCCAGCGGGCCUGCUGAUGACACCUGUCCUCUCUGCUCCAGCAGCCUCAACCUGGACUCUUCCCACCAAGCAGGAGGUCGCAGUGGCCACACCAGCAGCUCUGGGGGGCCCUGAAGGGAACGGUUUAUUGCUUCCGGGGGUUCCCUCAGUGCUGCCCUCUGAAGUCUCCCCUCUUUCCACUUCUGACGUUGCUGGGCCAGCCCACGUGGCCUUUGGGACAGACUCCAGCCAAGCCCGCCUUCUCCCCAGCUUCUCCCAGCCGGAGGCCCUGGCCGUGUCCCAGCAGCAGGUGGUGUGGUCCAGCCCGGUUAGCAUGGAUCUUCAAGGGAACAGCGCCGAGGGGCUGUUUGAGAUGGGGAAGGGCUCUGUAGAGGAGCUCCGGCUCACCGAGGGCGAGGGCCUUCUGCUGGACGCUUCUGGAGAUGACGCCAUGGGUCCUGAAGCUCUCGACUCGGAUGAGAAAGUGCUGACCCAGCUGCAGUCCGUACCGGUGGAAGAGCCUCUGGACCUGUGAGACUCGGACCGCUGAGGAGCGUCACCUUCUCGGGCAACGUUCUUCAGACUGAGAAUUCUUGGGCUCCUGAUCUUUCCCAGAGCAACUGUGAGUUUGGGAGUUCCCAAAGUGCCUCGAUAAGAGAAAACGCUUCCCUGUGAGGCCUCCUGCCCGUCAGGGCUGCGGUUCCACCUUUGCACAGGAACGGUGUAACACUACAGCGCGGGGACGGUUCUCCCCACCGCCCUUCAGGCUGACCAUGACAGACCACUGCUGGGGCGGCAAACCUGGGCGCCACUGUGUGGCUGUCGGCAGAAUAGCAAACGCUGCUUCCUUCACCUGCAAAGGAGGGCGGGCUUCAGCUCUCCAUCCUGAGGGUCAGGUGUUUCUCUUCAGGUCCUCUUUGAACUUCCUUUCUGGUAGAUACUCCUCUGGUAUGUUCAAAGUCACCAUACAACUUGGAAAGCUGGGAAUGUCCCACCUGCUGCAAGGAGAGCUUCUAGCCCAGAGCGAUAUUUCCUUUCCUCUCACCCAUGGUGCUAGGGGUGGGGUCUGGCUACCAAAUGUGAUCCCAAAUCCCACUUUAGAGAGGCAGGGAAAUUAUCCAGCUUCCCAGCUUUCAUGCUUUCGUUCUCUUUUUUUUUGUGGUGUGGAGGAUAGCCUUCCCUGUCCUCCCUCUGACGCUGUGGAGAUAAUGAUGGGGAAGAAGGCAAACGCAUCUGGAGCAUCCCAGGUUGGAGGAGGCGGUUUGGGGCCAUGAGCGUGCAAUCUUAGGGAGUUGAAAGAACCCUGUUCUGAAAUAGCUCUAGUUCUCUGUGGCAGAAAAGGGCAGCUAGAAUGUCUCUCCGGUCUGUAUGCCUGCGUGCCUUGUCUGCAGAACAGAUUUUGAGAGCUUUCAACGAAGGUAGGAGAAACUACGAAAACGUUGGGCUAACCAUGACAGUCCUCUCCACGGACAAUGCAAGAAACGGGAUUGGAUUCUGCACAGGUUGGCCCUAUAGUUAAAAGGUACAUAGAUUUUAGAUACAGAAUUAGCUUCUUAAGCCACAUGAAAUUUAGUUACAUCUCUUUAUUUUGGGUUUGGGAGCCCAAGGCAACCAGUGCUACGUACACGCGGGGUGGAGAGAAUGGCCCGAAAGACCAAAAUAAUUGAGCAUUAUUGCAAAACUUGAGUUCAUCCCCAGGGUCCCCAAAAUGUAUUGCUUCCCUUGCAACACCUCUAAAUCCUCAGGCCAGCAGUCUUGAUUUCUCCAAGGCACGGGGGAAAAAAAUACACACAAAAUCUGCUUCUAAAAGAAAGGUCUUAUAAAAACACAUUUCCCCGUACCUUAAGUUACAACUCUCCUACCGGUAUAUUUGAGUUUCUGUCAUGUGGAUAAAAGGAAAAAGAGUACCAUUUUUUCACACUACAUUCAUAACAGUGUUUAUGAAAUCUUAAGAAGUUGAGUGACCCAUGAGAAUGGAUUUUAAGUACUGAAGCUAUCCCAGUCAUAAAAUGAAUUUGGAAUUUACUGUAGAUUAAAGAUGUCAUAUAUGGACAGGUGUGGGGGAGUCAAGCCUUAAUGCAGUGUUUUUCAAAUGCGGCCACUUACAGAUGUGUGGACUUCAACUCCCACAAUUCUGGGAGUUGAAGUCCACACAUCUCUAAGUGGCCAAGGUUGAAAAAUGCUUCCCUAAUGGAAUAACCUCACAUCAAACAUGCAGUUAUAAUAGGCUACCUUUUUACAUGUCCUCCAGAAACAGCCUGCUUUUUAAAAAGAGAGCGCCCAUGUUCUUUACAAGCAAAAACACCUUGUAUAAACUGGAGACGUUUAUUCUUUUGCAGAGAAAAAUUGCAGAUUGAAAUCCUGGUUUCUCCAGCUAAAGCUGAGAAAAAUUCUUGAGGGAACCCUGGAGAGCUGCCUUGAGUCAGCACAGACAGGACUAACCUAGAUAAGACAGCCCAGAGCUCUGCAGCUUUCUUGCCCUUUACUACUUGGUAAGGAUGAGCGGAAGCCAAUUUUGUUUUCAUCUGAUUCUCGCUUUACCGAAUGAACGUUUUAUUCAGUUGCUUCAGCAUCAAUACGGUAUACGCAUUUGCAGAGGGGGAGGGUCAAAAGGAUGGCGGCUGCAACUAUGCAAUGAAAGCCCCGCCCCUUUUACCUGCAUAAAAGGGCGGGGCUUUGAUCACAUGAGGCCGCCAUCUUGACCUUUUUGACCCGCCCAUGCAGACACCUCUGCAUCUUUGGCCUGAAAGGAAAUAUUUCAUGCACGUUUCCAGUUCUUGUACCCACUCCUAAAGGGUAUACUCUUGCAAGCAUUCUUCCCGUUGUGAAACAGGGUUAUGCGUACACUUUGUCCAGUAGACGCAAGGUGGUUUUUUUCUCCCGCUACGCAUUUUUGCACAUACCUUCGGAAUUGCAAACAGCACUGCGGUCGUUUGAAGCGUGUCUUUUACAUGCAUCUCUGUUCCAGGUUCUGACAUAGACAAUGUUUUUAAAUAGUAUGAUGGGGUAUAUUUCUCCAUUAUCCCUCAUGCUAAAAAAGAUUGCCGUUAGUUCCAGUCCUCCAGGGCAGAAAUGUGUAGCUCGAGUUAUUUUUUUUUUU
Python bivittatus (Burmese python) is the source of this 4540-nucleotide messenger RNA. The record is from RefSeq and is a predicted model, not a curated record. NCBI's taxonomy places the organism in Eukaryota, Metazoa, Chordata, Lepidosauria, Squamata, Pythonidae.